Molecule: messenger RNA, 2236 nt
Organism: Amphiprion ocellaris (clown anemonefish)
Lineage: Eukaryota; Metazoa; Chordata; Actinopteri; Pomacentridae
Product: zinc finger protein 260-like
Exons: 7
Coding region: 113-2146 (677 amino acids)
Biological process (GO): regulation of immune system process; negative regulation of transcription by RNA polymerase II; regulation of cytokine production
Source: RefSeq, a predicted model, not a curated record
UUACGCACGCACCUAAGCAGGAAGUGAGUAAAGGUAGCAAUCGGUGCGAUGGAAGUCGAUUUAAAAUGUCUUUAAAAUAAUAAAAGUUCGGUAUUUAAAGGUGAUUUGGGUGAUGGAUGGAGGUUUGACCAAAGCCGCGGCGCUGCGGCGGGUUGUGACCGACAGACUCUCCGCCGCCUCCCGGGACAUUUUAGCGGCGCUGGACAGGAUCCUAGCCGAAUACGAGGCGGAGGCUUCGGGCUUCAGACGGGAGAUCGACCGGCAGAAGAGACAGCUGGAGCUGCUGCAGCCUCAGGUCGCCCUCAGCGCUGCCGGUGUGAAGCGCAGCAGGAGCUUCAUCUCUGCUGAGGAAGAGGAGGCUGAAGAUGAAGAGUCCAGUGAGAACCUGACGGGUCCAUCAAGAUCUUUACCCUCCAGAUGUCAGUAUGACAGAAAGAAACCCAGCAGACCUCAGAUCAGAGAGCAACAGAACCACAUCGACUUCAGGAUCUGCGUCCUGGACGACUCCAACACCGGCGUACUCUCAAAAAAUGCGCUGAAGAAAUGUCCAAUCUUGGACCUGAAGUGUCCUCGAGGUCUGCAGGAGGCCGACUUCCUGGACCUGCUGAGAUCCGCCUCCGCUCAGCUCGACAAACCUUUCGACAUCCUGAUGUCGGACCAAAGGCGGAGAUUACAGCCUGUGAGGGUGAAGACGCUGACGGCCGAGGAGAUCCUCAGUGAUGUCGGCUGCAUCGGACGGAAGACGCCGAUGCUCUACGUCCGACUGAAGAGUCAAGAUGAAGUGAUUCUUCCUCUGCAGACUCCAAACAGCAGCUUGGUCACGUCAACAUGUGAGGAACCGAAUCAGCAAACCAGACCAAAGAACUACAGACUCUUCACAACCUGCUCAAACUCUUGGUACAGGACCUCACCACACGGGUCAAGAAGCAGCCCUAUUCAGGAGGUCGAAGGCAGCACAUUAAGCACCGUUUCACACCAACGAGACGUGGAAACUGAGGAAGCUGCUGAAGAAGAACCGACUCCAGCUGAGGGUAAAGCAGAAGAUAGUGAUGAUGAUGAGAAGGACGAAGAACGAGGAGAAGAGAGUGAUGACAUCUGGAAACCAGAUAAGAGCGAUGAGAAGGUAAAGAAAACCAAACUGCGAUCAAAGAAAUGCAAAGUCAAACGUUGUGGCGCCGCUGCUUUCUGCUGCAGGAUCUGUGGAGCUCUGCACCAAUCAGAGGUCUCGCUGGUCAAACACGCCUGGACUCACGAGGACGAUUUGGUUUGUGGUGCUUGUGGCGAGCAUUCAGAGUCUGAGGACGCCUUAAAGGAUCAUCUUCAAAGUAGCCACAAAACUGAAGCCUGUCACAUCUGUGGAGAAUCUUUCCUCAGCGCUUUCAGCCUGAACGAACAUGUGGCCGCUCACUCGGGGGAGAAACCGCACGAAUGCAGCAUUUGCCGCCGUACAUUUGCUCUGAAGGCGACACUGGAGCAUCACGAGAAACUCCACCAGGCGGGAAAACAGUUAAAAACGAACCUCAGGACUCACGGCAACAGGAAGUCGCACCUCUGCGGCGUGUGCGGUAAAUCCCUCAGCGACUACCGAUCUUUAUCCCGCCACAAGAUGACCCACUCAGGGGAGAGACCGCACAGCUGCCAGAUCUGUGGGAGGUGUUUCAAACUGCCGGGAACUCUGAGGCAACACGAGAAGAUCCAUACGAACCGAGAGCGUUCGUACCUCUGCGACGUCUGCUGCAAGAUGUUCCUGACCGCCAAGCAGCUGCAGAUCCACAUGAGGACGCACACCAACGAGAAACCGUACCACUGCGGCGAAUGCGGCCGCGGCUUCACCACCAAAGGGCCGCUGACAGUGCACAUGCGAGUUCACACCGGAGAGGCACCGUACCGCUGCCCCGUCUGCGGCUGGUCCUUCAAGCGCAAGACCAACCUGGACAACCACGUGGCAAUCCAUUCAGGCGUCAAACCGUUUGUGUGUGGGAUUUGUGGGAAGGCGUGCGCUCGUAAAACGUAUUUAACCGUCCACAUGAGAACGCACAACGGAGAGAGACCAUAUAAAUGCACCAUCUGCGAGAAAGCCUUCACCCAGAGCCACUGUCUGAAAACGCACAUGAAGAGCCACCAGGCGGAGGAAAACGCAACGUGAACAGUUAAAUUAUUGUCCUUUUCUCUGUUUCAUUUCAUAUUUCUUCUGAUUGUAAAUACGUACGUGUCCAAUAAUAAAAUCUUGGCUGCA